Molecule: messenger RNA, 4127 nt
Organism: Acanthaster planci (crown-of-thorns starfish)
Lineage: Eukaryota; Metazoa; Echinodermata; Asteroidea; Valvatida; Acanthasteridae
Biological process (GO): regulation of canonical NF-kappaB signal transduction
Cellular component (GO): plasma membrane signaling receptor complex
Molecular function (GO): zinc ion binding
Source: RefSeq, a predicted model, not a curated record
UCAGGAAGCGAAGCCAGCCCAAGGGGCCGGGGAAUUGCACACAAUCGAUCAGGUAUAAUCGUACCAAGCAUACACUACGGACGUGGUUAAUCUGACGCAUUUGUAAAUAAAGCUAAACCGGGAACAACCUUGGAAAUGUCCAAGUAUGAAGUAGAUGACUUUGUGACCCCACCCGACCCCGACCUCAUCUGCUGUAUCUGCCGCAGCGUGCUCUACAAGCCGCUGGAGAGCCCCUGCCAGCAUGUCUUCUGCAAGGACUGCAUCAACACCUGGCUGAGCGAGCACCGCAGCUGUCCCAGCUGCCGCAAGCACCUCAGCAACUCCCGGCUGAAGCCCGUCCUGCCCAUCGUCCGCAACAUGAUCAACCGCCUGCUGGUCCGGUGCGAGAACGAGUCGCGGGGCUGCAGCAAGGGCGUCAAGCUGGAAGUGAUUGAGCAGCACGCCAAAGAGUGUGAAUUUGCCCUAGUGGGUUGUCUCAACACUGGCUGCAUCAAGAACGUCCUGCGCAAGGACAUGUUGAAGCAUGAAAAGGAGUGCCCAUACCGGCUGGUGAAGUGCAAAAAAGGGUGCGGACUACCAGUGACAGUCGCCAACAUGAAAGAGCACAACUGUAUUCAGAGUUUGAAAAAUAGCAUGCAAGCCAUGGAGCAAACCUUCAACCAACGCUUUAAGGAUCUAGAGGAUAAACUGAUUCAGUCUCGUCAGGAGGUGACGGAGCGUGUUAGUCGUGUCGAACAAGACUUGCUGGACGAAAUUUAUGACUCCGAUGUACGGAUCAAUGCUUUGCGAAGUGAGCUGCAACGACAUGGCUACAGCUUGAGCAGAAGCCGUAGCCGCAGUCGCAGCAGGAGCCGUAGCUAUAGCCGCAGUCCUAACCGCAGCCCUAGCCACAGUCCAAGGCGUAGUCACAGUAACAGUCGGAGCCGUAGCCAGAGCCCCAGUUAUGACAGCCACAGCAGAGAUGAGAGUUCUGAUCGAGGCCAUACGGACAGCUCUUCAAAUGACUGGUUCAGGAGUUACUACGAGUGGGAGUCUACCAGCGAUGAGACACACGAACAGUAUGAAUUGCCCGAUGAAGAGCCUUGGCACGAAGGAUACUCCCCAGAUUGGUCAGGGAGAGACAGUCCCUAUGCAGAGUUCAGUCCUGCCGAAGAGGAAGACCCACCCAUCCUGGAGUUCACCGAGCGUACUCCUUGGUCGACCACCCGGACUCAGUUUUUUGCUCCAUCUGGCAGCAGGGCAAGCCAGUCGACUUCAGACAGAAGUCAAUCUGCACAAGCCAACCGUGAAUCAAACCAGGUGAGUAACCAGCUAGGUCAAGCAAGCAGCGAGCUUGCAUCUGAGGGAGGGUUGCCGCCCCAGCGUCAUUCUGACAGUGAGGAAUCUGAACCAGAGACUUCAGAGAAUAGGCGUUAUCCACUCCGCAUUAAGAUUCGCAGGCAUGCGGCGAGCAGCGACGCCCCUGAACUAUCUGCAGCAGGCCCCUCGCAGGCAGGCAGUGCAGAUGUGGCCGGUUCCCUCUAUGGGAUCCAAGUUGGCGACACUGACUCGGAUGACGAAGAGUGGCAGCCCCAGGACGACACUCCCUCCAGUGACUCUUCAGUGACAUCCACCGGAGAUGUGGAAGAUGAUGGCCAAGAUCUCUCCGGCAAUGAAAACCAAAUUGAAGCUUCCUUCCGUGCUGCGAGGAGCACCUGGACUUCAUCCCAGAGAACCAGGCGAGCCCAUGAUUCAGGGAAUCACCCUACAGACAGACCAAGUACCUCCCGGCAGUCUGCCAACCAGGAAGCUACAGGAAGUGAAAGAACUUUGCACAGGAAUGCUUCCCACAGUGCUGAACAAACAAGCAGCAGUCGCCGUCGCCGUAGAGAUAGAAGUGAUCCUGAGGAAGAUGGUGCAGGCAGACGUAGCAACAAGAGGGCCAAGAGAAAAUGAUGUCAUGCAUGGGAAAGCCUACCACUGCAUGCUGGUUAGGUAACUGCAAAGCAAUUCUCUAGUUUUUCUUUCAUCGCAGACUAAAGCUAUUAAAAAGGCAGAGUAUUAAAAUUUGCUUCCCCGGGCAGGCGAAUUUCUGUAAAAAUUAAAUGUGGUGGCCUGUCUUAUUUUGCCUGUGUAAUGUGCGCACAUACUGUGGUGCAAGACGGCCGACUUGGCUUGACUGCCUGAUUGUGACAAUCAUGCUACAGCCAAAUAGCAGAUUUGUUUAACAUUAUUGUACCACAUGAAUAUUUAGGCCUGAGAGCAGAAUGCUCACUGGUCCACUCGCCAUCACAUUACAGUUUCUAUUUUUCUGUUUACUGUGCCCACACACAAACGAUCCUUGCACAGGUUAAAUAUGUGCGUGGGGUGAACUAUUGCCUUGCCCAUCCGGGCAGUAGUUAACUAUGUGCAUUUGCAUUACCAAGCAAUCGUGGAACCAUCACCCAGGGGUAGUAUGCUUGCAUGAACAUUGCCCUAGCUUAAUAAACACAGAAAUAAAUGGCGACACUCAUGUAGCAUUUUCCUGUAUUUACUGAUGCUUGAAAGUGUAGUAGCAACUGAAUUCAUAUUUGUGUGGAAUAGUAAGAAAAAUAUACCAUAGUUUAUUUUGGAUGGAUAGUUGACGUCAGCCAUCAGCUCCCCUCCUCAUGCUGUGGGAAGCUGGUAUGUCUUUCAGCUUUUUCCUCAGGAACUAGUUUGUCAGCUUCCAACACCUCGGAAGCUACUAUUGACCUUCCACCCUGAAACCAUGUUAUAUCUGCACUAGUUCCUGUGCUGAUAUUAAUGCGUUAUUGUAAUUGUUCUCUUGAUAUUUCCAGUAAUAUAUUUACAUGUAGUUGUUUGCUAAUGCAUGUGUCAUGGGAAAUUUUAUAGAGAAUUUACUGAUGGACGUCAGUUUCCAGCCACUGCUUGGUUUGUGUGAAUAGUGUCCUACUCUUUUUGUCAGGUUGAAUUGAAACUUUACAGACAUACUCACAAUAGAUGCCUUUGCAUGGGACAGCCAAUUAGUUGAGGUCACAAGGCAAACAAAUCUAAAGUGGAAACAAGAAAAAAAUUAAGAAAAGAAAUCCCCCCCAAAAAAAUAAGUACUUAGCAAUGACCAUGUACAGAGAUGAACAGCAACUUGGAAAACAGCCAAAUGUAAGUGUCCUAAUGAAUUUCUCAAAUCUUGCCUUAAAGUCUGUGUCCACUACAGUGAGCCCCAAAUUUCCAAUCUCUAGCUCCUUCGAAAAAACUGCAUGCUCAGUAUAAGUCACUGGGUUUUAAUGUGCACAGGAACAUCAAAACACAACAUGAAGCGAGUGGGGAGAGUGUUUACACGUAGUCUGAACAUGAAAUACCUACAAGAGUUACAGGGCCAGGUUCCCAGAGCUAGAGGGCUGUUACAUUCACAAGCAAAGCCAAGCUGGACUCUCCUUUUACCCCUCAUCAGGCUACAUAGCGCCCUCUUUAUGUCAGAAGAGAUGUCUCAUAUACUUACGCAGUUACCUGCAUAAAUGACUUGUGGACUUCCCAGUGUGUAUCAACAUUUUGAAUGGCAUUUGUACUCAAGAGGAAAAACAGAGAGAAGUUGAUAGAUUUUCCUUCAGUGACUGAAAAAGUGAUUACUUGGGGGGUCUGACACAUUUCUAAGGUAUUAUUUAACACAAGUUAUCAGCAUUGUUAAAUUUGUAAGGUAAGUCUUUUUUUAGAAGUAAUUGGCCAAAUGAUGUCAUUUUGAUUUCUUGCAAACUAAGAGAUGUUAGAGCCCACAUUUCAAAUCCAUACUAAGGUUACUUUGUGUGACCCAUUAUACUCUGAAGCUUUUUCAACAACAGAGUAAAUCUUCUUGUUUUAUAAUAAGAACAGUUAAAGGCUAAACAACUUUACAGGUUUUGAAACGAUAAUUUUGUAAUUACAGAUCCUGAACAUUUUCCACUCUUUAAUCUGACCAACCUGGUAGUGUUUUUUGAGGUCUUGCUUAUGGUGCAAUCUUGUAUGCUGUUUAUUUUCUCUCAACUUUCUGAGAAUUCUUCUUUACAUGCUUAUCACAUCCAACCUCAGAAUGCUUUUCAUCACCACCAGUGAAAAAAAACACUAUGUUUUCCCUGGUCGAAAAGUAAUUUUUCUGCUCAUUUGUGUAUAAAUAAACACAAGCGCAAACUGCA